Molecule: messenger RNA, 1431 nt
Organism: Lithohypha guttulata
Lineage: Eukaryota; Fungi; Ascomycota; Eurotiomycetes; Chaetothyriales; Trichomeriaceae
Gene: GLR1
Product: Glutathione reductase
Exons: 2
Coding region: 1-1431 (476 amino acids)
Biological process (GO): cellular response to oxidative stress; glutathione metabolic process; cell redox homeostasis
Cellular component (GO): cytosol; mitochondrion
Molecular function (GO): NADP binding; glutathione-disulfide reductase (NADPH) activity; flavin adenine dinucleotide binding
Source: RefSeq, a predicted model, not a curated record
AUGGCCCCUACUCCGAAGCAGUAUGACUAUAUUGUCAUUGGUGGUGGUAGUGGUGGCUCAGGCGCAGCCAGAAGAGCCAGUGGCUGGUAUGGCAAGAAGACUGCCAUUAUAGACGCUGGCCUCUCUGGCGGCUGUUGCGUCAAUGUUGGUUGCGUACCGAAGAAAAUGACCUUGAACUACGCCUCUAUAUCGGAGGCCAUAUCAGCUGGAAAGCACUAUGGCUACAACAUCGAAGGAGUUACUCAGGAUUUUGCCUCGUUCGUCGAGAAGCGCCACGCACGAAUAAAAGUCCUAAACGGAGCAUAUGAGAGCAAUUGGGCAAAAGAAGGCAUCGAGCUGAUUAAGGGAACAGCCACAUUUAUUUCCGAACACGAAAUGGAAGUCAAGCCUAAAGAUGGAGGCGAACCGUUCAGGAUAACUGCCCCUCACAUCACCGUUGCUACCGGUAGCCAUCCUUCGAAGCCAAAAGAUAUCAAGGGAAGCGAACAUGGCAUAUCGUCUGAUGAGUACUUCUCCAUAAAAUAUCCUCCCAAGAAGAUGGUCUUUGUGGGUGGUGGCUACAUUGCUGUUGAGCUUGCUGGUGUCAUGCACGCUAUGGGCGUCGAGUGUCAUCUGUUCAUCAGGCAUAACACUUUCCUACGGAAGUUCGAUGAAAUGAUUCAGGAGACGUUGACAAAUCAUUACGAAGAAAUGGGCAUUCACGUUCACAGAAAUCACCCUGGCAUAAAGGAGAUGGUCCAGCUCAACCCAGCCAAGGACGAUACCGACCCUAGAGAGAAGAAACUCAAACUCAUCAUGAACGAUGGUAGCGAAAUGGAAACUAACGAGUUGCUCUGGGCCAUUGGUAGAGCUCCCGAGAUUGAAGAGCUUGACUUGGACAAGAUCGGCAUGAAACGUGGGAAGUCAGGCCAUAUCACUGUGGACAAAUACCAGAACACGUCCGUCGAAGGUGUCUACGCAAUCGGCGAUGUUACUGGUCAGGCGGAGCUUACCCCUGUGGCCAUUGCAGCAGGCCGCAAACUUGGUAAUCGCCUGUUUGGUCCUCCUGAGCACAAGAACGACUAUCUCGAUUACGACCGCAUCCCAUCUGUCAUCUUCUCCCAUCCAGAAGUUGGUAGCAUAGGUCUGUCGGAAUCAGAAGCCGAAAAGAAGUACGGAAAGGAGAAUCUGAAGGUGUACAACACCAAGUUCUCCGCUAUGUUUUAUGAUGUAUACCCACCAGAGGAGAAGAAAAAGAACCCAACACAAUUCAAGGUCAUCUGUACAGGACCUAACGAAGAGAUAGUUGGCUUGCAUAUACUAGGCAAAGGUUGUGAUGAGAUGAUGCAAGGCUUCGGAGUGGUGGUAAGAAUGAGAGGCACGAAGCAAGAUUUGGACAACUGCGUUGCUAUACAUCCUACCUCUGCGGAGGAGUUGGUGACGUUGAGAUAG